This is a messenger RNA of Fundulus heteroclitus (mummichog), 1171 nucleotides long. RefSeq names its product vomeronasal type-2 receptor 1. NCBI's taxonomy places the organism in Eukaryota, Metazoa, Chordata, Actinopteri, Cyprinodontiformes, Fundulidae. The record is from RefSeq and is a predicted model, not a curated record. The transcript has 6 exons. Gene Ontology annotation, molecular function: G protein-coupled receptor activity. The coding region runs from base 119 to 985 and encodes 288 amino acids. Gene Ontology annotation, cellular component: membrane. Gene Ontology annotation, biological process: G protein-coupled receptor signaling pathway.
AGGUGUUUUCUCCAUUCACUUUAAACUUUAUACAGUAGUUUAUGACUACACCACCAAGCCUGCGCCUCCAAGAUGCACAGGGAGUGUAAACCCUCGAGUACUGCGUUUUCUCCGCACAAUGAUCUUUGCCAUCAAAGAGAUAAAUAACAGCACGGAGCUGCUGCCCGGUAUCAAUCUGGGAUACCAGAUCUAUGAUUCGUGCGUCGCAGUACCUGUGUCAGUGCACGUUGCGUUUCAGCUCUUAAACGGCAAGGACCCUGUGUUCAACAAAGGAGGGAACUGCUCUCAAUCUGGAGUAGUGGCAGUGGUUGGAGACUCUGGGUCCACCCCAUCAAUCAGUAUUUCGCGCAUCUUCCGUUCUUUCAACAUUCCGCUGGUGAGUCCAUUUGCCACUUGUGCCUGUCUGUCAGAUAAGCAGCAGCAUCCGACGUUUUUCAGAACAAUUCCCAGUGACCAGUUCCAGGCUGACGGGCUGGCCAAACUGGUGAAGCACUUCGGCUGGAUGUGGAUAGGCGCGGUGCGCUCCGACUCAGAUUAUGGAAAUUAUGGCAUGGCGUCUUUCCUUGACGCAGCGCGCAGAGAGGGGAUUUGUGUGGAGUAUUCUGAAGCCUUCUAUCGGACCGAUCCCCCCAGCAAGAUCAAAAAAGUUGCUGAUGUGGUCCGAAGAUCGACUGCCGUUGUAGUCGUGGCGUUUGCUUCCUCUGGAGAUAUGAAGUUCCUCUUGGAGGAGCUGGCACGGGACCCUCCUCCACCUCGUCAGUGGAUUGGAAGUGAGGGCUGGAUUGGUGACCCGUACUUGCUCAGUUUCAGUUUCUGUGCAGGGGCCAUUGGAGUAGCCAUUCAGCAAUCCAUAACCCCCGGACUGAGAGAUUUCCUUCUAGAUCUCUCUCCCUCCGACGUGGCUGCCUCUUCGGUGCUGACAGAGUUCUGGGAGGAUGCAUUCAAUUGCAGUUUGACAACGAGUACCAGUGUCUGUUUGCUCUGACAGUUGUCCUCCAGGAACUCGCAAAGUUUUACAGAAAGGAAAACCCAUCUGCUGCUAUGAUUGUGUACCAUGUCCUGAAGGGGAGAUCAGUAAUAUCACAGAUUCUCCUGAUUGCCUCCCAUGCCCUGAAGAGUUCUGGCCAAAUUCAGAAAGGAAUGCCUGUUUCCCCAAACCUGUAGAGUUUCU